Messenger RNA from Linum tenue, 219 nucleotides. Lineage: Eukaryota; Viridiplantae; Streptophyta; Magnoliopsida; Malpighiales; Linaceae. The record is from the annotation of a GenBank genome assembly.
CCAUAUGAUAGGCUGUUCCCACUUCCUCCAAUUGCUGCAGAGGACGUUUGUUUUAGCAGGCUUCAGAAAGUCAUCAAUCCUAAUAACCAAGUGCCUUCCAUAAUUCUUGACACAACCAUGUUGCCUCCAUAGAUGUUUGACUUCAUUCAGUGUAAACGAAUGGUUAGAAUAGGCUAUGUAGUCCCCAAAAGGAUAUUUUCCCCUGCAGAAUAGAACCAU